Candoia aspera is the source of this 1269-nucleotide messenger RNA. It is a transcript of the gene HNMT, whose product is annotated as histamine N-methyltransferase. The record is from RefSeq and is a predicted model, not a curated record. The coding region runs from base 176 to 1048 and encodes 290 amino acids. The transcript has 8 exons. Gene Ontology annotation, molecular function: N-methyltransferase activity. Lineage: Eukaryota; Metazoa; Chordata; Lepidosauria; Squamata; Candoiidae.
AUUUCCUGCAAACUCUUGCAACACUUCCACAAAUUGAAGCUAGCAGCUCCGUAAGGACAAGACUUUUGCAACGGCAGGGAGGCAGCCUUGCACUGGUAGCCGACCUGCUCUGGACCUCAGAGCCUCCAGUGCACAAAGGAGCACCUCUCUCUGAAACAGUAGGUUGGCAAUUAUCAUGACCAUGAAGAGCUUGUUGUCUAAUCACAACCACUAUGUUGCAUCUUUUCAACUGUUCCUCAAGAAUUCAACCGAACAUCAAUGCAUGUUGGAGUUCAUUCAUAAGAAGCUGCCCCACUUAAUAUCAAGCAUCGGUAAUGGAAAAACUGAAAUCAAUGUUUUAAGUGUUGGCGGUGGUUCAGGAGAAAUUGACCUUCAGAUUCUUGCAACAUUACAGUCCAGAUAUCCUGGAGCUAUCAUUCACAAUGAUGUGAUAGAACCAAAUGCAGAACAAAUAAACAGUUACAAAGAACGUGUUGCAAAGACAUCAGAUCUCAAGAACAUAAAGUUCACUUGGCACAAGGAGACAUCACUGGAAUAUGAAAGUCGAAUUAUGGCCAGCAAAGAGAUGGAGAAAUGGAAUUUCAUCCACAUGAUCCAGAUGCUGUAUUAUGUAAAAGACGUGCCAGCUACCAUUAGGUUCUUUUACAGCCUCUUGGAACCUAGGGCCAAACUCUUCAUUAUUCUUGUUUCAGGACGCAGUGGCUGGGCCAAAUUGUGGAAGAAAUAUGGUCCUCGUUUACCCAUGAAUGAUCUUUGUUUAUAUAUUUCAUCUGCUGAUGUUGAAGAGAUGCUUGAUGGUUCUGGACUGAAAUAUCAGUCUCAUGAGCUUCCAUCGGACAUGGACAUUACGGAUUGCUUUACUGAAGGAAACACAACUGGGGAACUGCUGCUUGAUUUUUUGACAGAAACCUGUGAUUUCAGUAAAACUGCCCCUCUUGAUCUAAAAAAUGAAAUUGUUGAAGAUCUUAAAAAGCCUGAAUACAGUGAAAGGAGAGGUGACAAGUAUUUUUUUAAUAACACCCUGACUGCAAUAAUGAUUGAAAACUAAAAUGGUUUCUCAGAGAGACCCACUUACAAACCUAAUAUCAUUAGGAACUUGUUUAAUAUUGGAUUAACUGUGUUGUAUGUGAAACUUGAGACAAAUACAGACCCAAACAUCCAGGUGGGAUACAGUAUUUUGUGCCUCUAGUUAUGAUUGUUAAAAAUAUUGCUAUGUGUUUGCAAUAUUACAGAGUGACACUUUACUAAUAAAUCAAAACUUACCUUGUU